Molecule: messenger RNA, 826 nt
Organism: Prorocentrum cordatum
Lineage: Eukaryota; Dinophyceae; Prorocentrales; Prorocentraceae
Source: the annotation of a GenBank genome assembly
GGCCAGCUCGGGGAGGGGGCGGCCGGCGGAGACGGCGCGUCUGCGGAGGUGAUGAUCCUCGAGCGCGCGGUGAGGGGCCUGGUGGGACUGUAUCAGGCGGUGCCGCAACGCGAGGGGCUGCGGUCGUCUAUCCAGGAGGCCCUGGCGGCGCUGGAACACGCGCGUUUGCUGCUGUGCUUCGCCUUCGACGAGGACGGCGACGCCGCAGCGAGGCGCGCCGCGGACACCUGCAAUUCGGCAGCGUGGAGCGCAGGGCAUGCUGGCGUCGCACUGGCUGGGAGCGCGCUCUGCCGCGGCGAGCUCGGAGGGGUCGCAGGGGCCAGAGACGCCCUCGGUGCCGUGCUGCGGACCUUCUGGGAGGGCCCUGCCCCUCUGCUGCCGUCCGGCGGGGGCGCCGCCUUCCCGGAGAGCUUGGGCCACGGCCUCAACGAGCUGGACGACUUCGUGCAGGGCCUGCCAGUGGACCUCGCGGGCAUGCCCUUCGCUCUGUUCUACCCCGCGCAGCUGUCCGGCGGGCUCUGCGCCUUCGAGGGGCACGCGGGGCCGCUCUUCGACGGAGACCUCGUGCGGGACGCGUCGGGCCGGCGCAGCCACGAGCCGUGGCUCGACGUGACGAACACCUUCACGCAGCACUUGAGCGCCACGUCGCUGCUGCGCACGCUGCAUCUGCAGGGCUUCCCCCUCUCGAGGACCGUGCUCAACUACGGCGCCUUCGACGUGCUCUGCGCGCCCGGCCCGCAGUACGACCCCGCCAACUGCCUGCUGGCGGACGUCGCCAAGGUCAGGGGCAGCGAUGGUGGAGGGGGGUAGGCUUAAGUCGGGCCUG